Bombina bombina (fire-bellied toad) is the source of this 991-nucleotide messenger RNA. RefSeq names its product interleukin 1 receptor associated kinase 1 binding protein 1 (gene IRAK1BP1). The coding region runs from base 66 to 815 and encodes 249 amino acids. NCBI's taxonomy places the organism in Eukaryota, Metazoa, Chordata, Amphibia, Anura, Bombinatoridae. The transcript has 4 exons. The record is from RefSeq and is a predicted model, not a curated record. Gene Ontology annotation, biological process: immune response; canonical NF-kappaB signal transduction.
ACAUUGUAUAGCUAGUGCAGAAAGCGUCUGUCAUAUGGCUUCGUUGCUAUAGAAACGUUUCCGCCAUGGCUACUGUACAACCUGCCUCACGUUUAUUUGCAUCUCUUCAGCUACCGGACAGUUGUGAUCAAACGUUAGAGGAGCGGGAGAAUAAGCCCGGGCUUCUAAUCGGACAGAGGGCAAGGCGAGAGGUGCAUGUGACAGGGACUGCGGAGCUAAGCGCUGACCCAGACAGAGCCUCGGUAUGUAUGCGACUGGUGAGCAACAAGGAGUCAGCUGCCGAAGUCAAAAGCAGUGUGCAGAGGAGGCUGGAGUACAUCCUUCAAAGCUUGCGGCACAGUGGAAUCACGGAAGAAAAUAUAACUGUAUCUAAAGAAUUCCAAAAGAUCUCAAAUGCAUACCAAAUGGAAGCCGAGGUCUGUGUUAUAUUCAGUGAUUUUCAAAAACUCCAGAACAUUUGUAAUUUGCUGGUUGAAAAAUUGGAAAGUUCAGUAAGCAUCUGUUCUCCAAAGUUCUAUCACACUCCAGAGAGUAUGGAAAAAUUAAGGCGUGAAGUUUGUCUUGCUGCAGUAAGUAAUGCUCGUCGUAAAGCCCUGGAGGUUUGUCGUUUAGUUGGACAGUCCCUUGGAAGGGCAUUAGUGAUAAGAGAAGAAGAACUGAGAGAAUUGCAAGACCAAGGAGAUUCCUAUUCUGCUUUAUCAACAUCAAUUCAACAGAGAAUUAAAAGUGGCACCAUUUAUGCUACUUCAAAAGUAUUUGCAACUUUUGAGAUCAUGGGAAAAGAAAAGAACAAAAAAAAGUGCCAAGGAAUAUAGAGUAUACAUGUACAUAUUUCAUACCCAAUAAUUUUAUUUUAUUUUUAUUUAGGGGAACAUUUUUUUUUUAUUGUAGAUUUGCAACUCCUUAAGAUAGUAAGCCAAUUGUGAUAUAUGUAUAUAUUUAUAUAUAAUGUUCAUCCAUCAUUUUCUAUUAAACAAACUAGUUUAUUGCA